Molecule: messenger RNA, 1213 nt
Organism: Aspergillus pseudonomiae
Lineage: Eukaryota; Fungi; Ascomycota; Eurotiomycetes; Eurotiales; Aspergillaceae
Product: CUE domain-containing protein
Exons: 2
Coding region: 144-710 (188 amino acids)
Molecular function (GO): ubiquitin binding
Source: RefSeq, a predicted model, not a curated record
GAAAGCGUUCCCACGUCGAUCCCCGACUUUUAAGCCAGUCACCUUCGCACGGCCUUCUGGCAUUUUACUGGCAGUGUUUUUGAACUCUUCGCUUAGUCGCGAAAUCGGGAUCUCACGCACACUUUCACCCCUCUCCCGACAUCAUGCCCGAGGAGGAGCCGUCCCUGAACAUCUCCUCGCUGCUGACGCUCGCCGUCGUGUCAUUCUUCGUCAUCCGAUGGUUUCUCAAGCGUGACGGCGAUGGAGGUGAUGGAAGCGGUCGCAGUCGUGCGCGCGGAGUCAUCGACCCAGCACAAGUGGAACAAAUAUCCCAGAUGUUCCCUCAGUUAAGCACACGCGACAUCAUGUGGGACUUGCAGCGCAAUGGUGGUAACGUCGCAGCAACCACGGAGCGCAUCCUGACAGGUCGAGGACUGGAGACACCGCCACCCUCGUUCCAGCCUCAGGUCGCCAUCCCCCAGGCCAGUACGCCCGCAGCACAAACUGCCGCCGCCUCCGCGGCAUCGAAAUCGGAAGGUCAGGACCUGAUUUCGCGGUACAACCUUAGCGGCAAAGUCGCCACCGACGGCGCUGAGACCACUCAGUCAUCUCCGUCGUCUGGCUGGUCACAGAACAAGGAGGAACGUCAGCGUAUCCUCCAGAAGCGGAGGGACGAUAUGAUCCUGGCGGCGAGGAAGCGAAUGGAGCAGAAAGUUCGGGGAAGUGCGUAACCGAGAUGCAGAAUGAUUCUGGAUACUUUAUCUCGGUCUAUAUCUCUUGCCUUUUUUUGUUUAUUCUUUUCUUUGUGAAACCCUAUUCCUUCCAAGAAUCUUAUACUCUGUUGGCGCUGGGAUGUGUAGAUUGCAACAACGCGGGUCUUUCCUGAACUGAUUCUUCCUUUCAUUUUGCUAUACCCGGUUUUGGUUUCCCACUCUUCACCGACAUUCUGUUUUUCACUUCUCUCUUUCUCCCAGCGUCUGUUUCCCGCAAAGCGUUGCAUGCUUAUGGUGUUAGGUUGAAUCAGAAUACCCGAGGCUUAGGUACUAGGAAAUAUAGGGUAUAUAUACAUGUGUAGAUUGAGUUAGUUUAGUAAUGGUUUUCAUGAGGUAAUUCUCGUUAUAGAUGUUGUCAAUUGCCCAAGUCGCACGUGCCGUAUAUCUAUCCUUUUUAACGACAGACUAUUCUGUUAUUCACUGAACCUACCGUACGAAGCAAGUGUAGCAAGCAAUAUACC